This is a messenger RNA of Strongyloides ratti, 1206 nucleotides long. Its product is annotated as Aminomethyltransferase, mitochondrial. Bases 1 to 1206 code for a protein of 401 amino acids. The record is from RefSeq and is a predicted model, not a curated record. Lineage: Eukaryota; Metazoa; Nematoda; Chromadorea; Rhabditida; Strongyloididae. Gene Ontology annotation, molecular function: protein binding; aminomethyltransferase activity. Gene Ontology annotation, cellular component: mitochondrion. The transcript has a single exon. Gene Ontology annotation, biological process: glycine catabolic process.
AUGAAUCGUAUUAUUAAUUUUUCAUUUCCAUUUAUAAGAAGAUAUUCAUCACAACAAAAAGGCAAAAAAACAUGUCUUAAUGAAUUACAUAAAAAAUAUAAUGGAAAAAUGGUACAAUUUGCAGGAUAUGAGAUGCCUGUUGAAUAUGAUAAACAUUCUGUAAUUGAUUCUAUUAAACAUACCCGAAAUAAUGUAUCAAUAUUUGAUGUAUCUCAUAUGUUACAAACACAUAUUAAAGGAAAAGAUUGUAUACCUUUUAUUGAAAGUUUAACAACUUCUGAUGUUGAAGGGUUAAAAGAAAAUAGUGGUGCAUUAAGUGUAUUUACUAAUGAUAAAGGUGGAAUUGAAGAUGAUUUAAUUGUUAAUAAAACUAGUAAUGGAUAUUUAUAUAUGGUUACAAAUGCUGGAUGUAUAGAUAAAGAUUUACCAUACUUAUUAACAAAUGCUGAAAAAUGGAAAAAAAAUGGAAAAGAUGUAGAAAUAGAAGUUUUAGAAAAUAGAGGUCUUAUAGCUGUUCAAGGUCCUCAAACAAGUUCUCUUUUAAAAGAUGAAACUGAUAUUAAUAUAGAUGAAUUAUAUUUUAUGAAUACAACAAUUGGUACAGUUUUUGGUAUUCCUGAUUGUCGGGUUACACGUUGUGGUUAUACAGGUGAAGAUGGUGUAGAAAUUUCUGUUGAUCCAAAUAAUGCAUCAUUAUUAGUUGAAAGAAUGUUAAGUAAUGAAAAAAAAAUUGAUGUUCGUCUUGCAGGUCUAGGUGCCAGAGAUAUUUUAAGACUUGAAGCAGGUCUUUGUUUAUAUGGUAAUGAUAUCAAUGAUACAACUACACCAAUGGAAGGUAGCAUAUCAUUUGUUGUUGCUAAACGUAGAAGGCAAACAUUAGGUUUUCCUGGAGCUGAAAAAAUUGUAAAACAAUUAGAAGAAAAAAAAUGUCCAAAAAAACGUGUUGGUUUUAUUGCAGAACCAGGUCGUGCUCCCAGAUCACAUAUCCCUAUUAUUGAUCCUCUUGAUAAGGCAUGUAUUGGUUUUAUCACAUCAGGUGCUCCUUCACCAAUUGUUGGAAAAAAUAUUUCUAUGGGUUACAUUGAUUUUCAAGAUGCAAAAAUUGGAAAAACUGUUUUAGCAGAUUUUGGAAAAAAACAAGUAAAUAUUACUGUUUCAAAAAUGCCAUUUGUCAAAACAAAUUAUUAUGUACCUAAAAAAAAUUAG